UUUUUACUAGAUCUUUCUUUUUUGUAUUGUUACAAACACCCUCUUCGGGGGGAUAAUGGAUGGUUCUUUGGGCUAUUGAAUGCUCUUUUAGUCUAUUGAAGUCAGAACAAAGAGAAGGGCGUGUUUAAGGAUAUUUGUUUCAGAAAAUGAAUUCCACACUUGUCUUGAACAAGCAUCUUUAAUAGAAAAAGAAUAUAAGUGGAAACGUUUAUGAGUUAUUGAUCGACAUUUGACAGAAGAUCAACGUUGAUGCAUUUACGUUGUUGUGAAGAUUCUUUAGCUUUGAGCUUUCUUUCGGUUUGUAGUUCAAGUCUUUGAGAAAGAUUCCCGCAUACUUUUUUUCCUUCUUCUCUUCAUCUGUAUCUCGUGAGUCGUGAAUUGUGAAUCGCGAUGGGCAUUCAAGCAAUUGCGCGACAAGAUUAUCUGCACAACUCAAAGCCUUCCCAAUUAUCCUUUCAUACAGGUGAUACUAUUAUUGUUGUUAAUAUACUUGAAAACGGUUGGUGUGAUGGUAUUUGCUCACAGCGUCGAGGUUGGUUUCCUGUAUCUUACAUUGACAUCCUUGGAUUCCAGAGACCAUCGUCCAAAAGGUCUUCCAUCUAUAGUGAUCAAGGAUCCUUAAGCGACUCAAAGAGUGUCCUAGAUUUUCCACCUCUACCAGAGGACGAAUCUGCAAAGAAGACUUCACCUGUCAGUGAUAAUAAUUCCGGUUAUCAAGCAAUGCUUCAACCUCUUCUCCGCAAUGUUCUCGAACACGUAACGCUCAUUCACAAAUCUGUCUCUUUUCGUCAUCCCGGAGUGCUUCAGAAAGCACUGGAUGCGGUGCGUAACGAAGCAUUGACUAUUCUUGUACGCCUUCGAAGCCUAACCAACGAGCAAUGUCGGCUAACUAAAGAGCUUAUAUAUAUCUUCUCCAUGUUGGAAAAACUUGUAGUCCUUUCCAAGAGAAAAGAUAUGUAUAAAAACUCCUGUAUCCAAUUUACUCAACUUUUAAAAACACUUGCCUGCGUUUUUGUAAAUUAUAUGAAAAAGGAAGAAAAUGGUCCUUCUUCCAAAAUACCAAAAGAAACUGAAGAUGUCUCGUUUUUGCCUUCAAGUCGAUCUUUAAUGUCUCCACCGUUUCAUUUACUUCAAGAUAAGUCACUGCCUUUAUGUACCACUACUUAUGUCGCAAUACUUUCCCUUACUCAUCAGGCCUAUAUUUCCUUAACUACGACCCCUUUUUGGCAGGAAGCGCAUUCACAACAGCUUGAGUUGAUUCUUCAAAACCUAUCUAAAGGCAGCCGGUGUACAGAAGAGUACUUGGAUAAUAUCUUGGAUAGUUUUGGUAAUCUACUUCAAUAUUUAAAGCGUGUCCACUCGGCUUUCCAGAAACUGGACUAUACAGCGUUUGACGUUUCGGUGCCCUCCAUCACAGUUCAUGAAAUUUAUUUUACUUUGGAGAACUUUUCGACUAAAAUCAGCGACAUCUUUAUGUCAUCGAUAGAGUUUGAGCAAACAUUUAAUGAUGUUAUUAAUAAUAACGGCAAUGUACAGUUACUCACACCUCAUCUACUAUUCCUUGAAACGAAUAUACAAGAAAUACAAAACAUUCUUUUAUAUCUUACUGAAAGGUUCCUAUUCCUCUCUUUUGAGCAUCGCUAUUUAACGCAAUUUAUUCCCGAACUUGAAAACGUAGAGAGCAAGGAGUUAGAAACCAUGGAAACAAACGACAUUACUUGGUACGAUUCUAAGGGACUCGUCCAGUAUAUUUUUAAACAAAAAUCAAUAAAGCCAAAGUCCAUUAGGAACUGGUUGUUUCUGUAUUGGUCCAACACAACAUUAUACAACGACGAUGGGAAAAUCAAGUUUGCUUCUCUUGCUUCCAUUCUGAAUAAUAUUGUUCGGGUGGACAUCGAUAAUACUCUAUUUAUAAGAAGCUUUCUUAGCACUCAUGCUAGUAUCAUUAGCUCGGGUGAUUUAUUCUCUAUACUAUCUUCACAUUAUUUAUUUCACAGUCAUUCCAAAACAGUUACUGAUAGGAACGAUGCUUCUGUGAUUAACCGAAGUCGUAAAAAGGUUAUUAAUGUUAUUCUCACUUGGCUGGAAUCAUGCUUUAUUGAAGGGUUUGGCAACAUACACACUAUUUUAUUUUUGACGAAUGCCUACAAAUUUUGCGAAGAAUAUAUGAUACCUAGUUUCCCCCAUGCACUUGAAUUGCUGCGACAGAUCUCUAAAAUGUUAAAGAAUCCUUCUACGAAACUUGUUCGACCACUGACGAAUAGUUUUGAAGUACAAGAAUCUGAGGACAAUACUGCAAUUUCUUGCAAGUUGAAUGAAAACAAUAUUAAAGAUGAUUCCCUUCUGCUCUUCCCUCCAGAUGAAGUUGCCAAGCAACUAUGUCUUAUCGAGUUUCGUACUUUUUCAAACAUCCCCCCUAUUCACUUCCUCACAAAAGUAUGGUCAAAUUUGAAAAACAUUUCUUCAGAAGAGUCGGGUACCGUUUACUACAUUUCCAAUCAACUAGUCAAUUUUGUUGCUGAAACUAUCGUGAGGGAAAGAGACCUGCGAAAACGUACGCAUUAUUUAGGGUUUUUCAUCCAAGUUUGCCAUUGUCUAUUCAAAUACAAUAACUUCGCCAGUUUAUUUUCUAUCAUUUCAGCUUUAAAUUCCGCACCAGUUCAUCGUCUCAAAAGAACUUGGUCGAAUUUAAGUAACAAGUAUUCAGUAUUAUUUGACUCGCUGACUUCGUUAACAAACGCAAGCAAAAACUUUUCUCAGUACAGAGAAUGCUUGGAGCGUUGUUCCCUUCCAAGUGUUCCAUUUCUAGGUGUCUACUUUACCGAUUUGACAUUUCUAAAGUCGGGAAACAAAGAUACAAACAAGAACUUAAUAAAUUUUGAUAAAAGAAUGAAAGCAGCAAAAAUACUAAAUGAAAUUCAGCAGUUUCAAGCUGUUUCAUACAAAUUUGACUCUUUGAAUGAUGUACAAGAAUUAGUGCAUGAAGUGGUCUCGAAAGAACGAAACCCUGAUAUUAUUUAUAAUGAGUCUUUACUCACGGAACCAAGAGAGUCUGAAGAUCAAACUAUACGACGUUUACUUGUUGAUUCCGGCAUAUUUUAAGGAUUAUGAAUUUGAUGACGACUAUAUGAUGAACAUUUUGAACAAAAAUUUGGGUGGCAUGGUAAGACGUUAAAUAAUUUAGUUUAGAGAAAAUAAUGCAAUAAGUAUAGAAGAUUAAUCUAUUUAUCACAUAUGUAAACUG
This is a messenger RNA of Schizosaccharomyces octosporus yFS286, 3244 nucleotides long. RefSeq names its product guanyl-nucleotide exchange factor Ste6. The transcript has a single exon. Gene Ontology annotation, cellular component: plasma membrane. Bases 391 to 3102 code for a protein of 903 amino acids. NCBI's taxonomy places the organism in Eukaryota, Fungi, Ascomycota, Schizosaccharomycetes, Schizosaccharomycetales, Schizosaccharomycetaceae. The record is from RefSeq and is a predicted model, not a curated record. Gene Ontology annotation, biological process: Ras protein signal transduction; positive regulation of GTPase activity. Gene Ontology annotation, molecular function: protein binding; guanyl-nucleotide exchange factor activity.